CCUCCCCCUCCCGCCGCAGCCGCGGCAGCAGCUGGUCUCGGUGUAAACAAGUCGAGGCGGCUGCGAUCCGGGCCGGGGGGGACGGCGCCCAUCAGGAGCGCCCCCCACUCCCAGGCCAGGCUACCCCGCGGACCGGGUCCUCCACGCGCCCAGGCGAGGCACUGGGCUCCCUCUGCUCCCCGUGGGCCGCUCCCCGCGUGGGGCCACUGCCCUUGGCCCCCGCCAUGGUGCGGAUUUCGAAGCCCAAGACGUUUCAGGCCUACUUGGAUGAUUGUCACCGGAGGUAUAGCUGUGCCCACUGCCGAGCUCACCUGGCCAACCACGACGACCUCAUCUCCAAGUCCUUCCAGGGCAGUCAGGGACGUGCCUACCUCUUCAAUUCUGUGGUGAAUGUGGGCUGCGGGCCAGCAGAGGAGCGGGUGCUGCUGACAGGUCUUCAUGCUGUCGCUGACAUCCACUGCGAGAACUGCAAGACCACCUUGGGCUGGAAAUAUGAGCAAGCCUUUGAGAGCAGCCAGAAAUACAAAGAGGGGAAGUACAUCAUUGAACUCAACCACAUGAUCAAAGACAACGGCUGGGACUGACCUAGCUCCUGACGCAUGUGGCUUCACCCUGGCCUGGCCGCCAGGGGGAGCCACUGGUUUCGCUCCUCCUCAAAGGAGCUCAGUAACCUUGGCGCCCCCACAGGGGAAGGAUCCAGCUCCUGUACAUAUAUUUUAUUGCAUGCACUGUGAACUUGGGUGGAGACCAGGAGGGGAAUUGCACCCCCAGCACCUCCCUGCGAUCUGGCUGGCUUGGAUCUCAUUUUUUAACCCCUUCUUGUCCUGCCUGUCCCAUAGAUAUGGCCUGUGUGCUGCUCUCAUGGCCCUGGUGCACUAUCUUUCUGUGAACUUCUCCCACUGGAUCCCUCUUAUCCGCAGCGUGUCUGUUCUCAUUCUGUAGCGUUUGUAAAUAAUAAAACAAUGGAAUGGAGA
Microtus oregoni (creeping vole) is the source of this 974-nucleotide messenger RNA. RefSeq names its product yippee like 3 (gene Ypel3). Bases 225 to 584 code for a protein of 119 amino acids. NCBI's taxonomy places the organism in Eukaryota, Metazoa, Chordata, Mammalia, Rodentia, Cricetidae. The transcript is spliced from 5 exons. The record is from RefSeq and is a predicted model, not a curated record.